This is a messenger RNA of Coccinella septempunctata (seven-spotted ladybird), 851 nucleotides long. Its product is annotated as transmembrane protein 14 homolog. The transcript is spliced from 3 exons. Gene Ontology annotation, cellular component: mitochondrial membrane. Bases 235 to 651 code for a protein of 138 amino acids. The record is from RefSeq and is a predicted model, not a curated record. Gene Ontology annotation, biological process: regulation of heme biosynthetic process. NCBI's taxonomy places the organism in Eukaryota, Metazoa, Arthropoda, Insecta, Coleoptera, Coccinellidae.
AAAUCAUAACAUAUCCGUUUAUGGCCCAUUAUCCUAUUUUUCAGGUUUCAUAUUUAAGGCAAGUAGUUGCAAUGUUUCGUUUCGGCUAUGAGCGAUAGUGCAAGUGUCAAUAGUUCAAAUAGUUCAGAUCUUUUGAGAACAACGAUCUUGGGAUGAGUUUCAGAUAUUCUAAUUAAUCCAUCGAAUCCACGCGAUUAUUUGGUUCAAGUUUAAAUUACUCAAAACUGAAGGAAAAUGACUGUAGAUAUAGUCGGAUUGGUUUAUGCUGGGGUAGUAGCAGCUGGAGGUAUAAUGGGAUAUGUUAAAGCAGGUUCAAUUCCUUCUUUAGCAGCUGGUCUUGUUUUCGGUGGUGCUUUGACUUAUGGCGCUCACCAGAUGAGCAUGCAGCCUCCUAACUAUGUACCACAACUAGUAACAUCAUCUGUAUUGGCGGGAGUCAUGGGUUACAGAUUCUACAAUUCUGGUAAACUCAUGCCUGCUGGAGUGGUCUGUAUUUUAUCAGUGGGAAUAAUAGUCAAAAUAGCACUAGGUGCUGCAGGAGUUUUACCUGGAUGGCUUGGUGGAGUAUCAGACAAAACUUCCGGUAAUAUGACUUCUAGCCUACCACAUACUUCUACUGUGCCAAACCUAGUCUCAACAACUGAAAAAUGAGAUUCUGAAAUCACUACCACAAGAGGAUCGAAUCAUUAUUGGUUAUAUUUGUUACUCGUUGCUUUCGAAUAUUUAUAAUUUUAUAAGGUUAUGUCUUCCAUAAUAUGAAGAAUAUUGAAAAUGAUGAGAUGUGUGAGAAACAAAUCGAACACUCAUUAUUUGAAAUUCUAUUUACAAUAAAUUCAUUAUAAAGAUCAUAA